AGGGGCGCAGCGAAUUGGCGUCUAGUUGAGCGACCGCUAGGACUCUUCCUCCGCAGGCCAACUUUGCGGCUCCAGGCCAAUUUAAUAGCAGAGUACUGUGCGGAAACUACAGGGAGCAGCUGUGGCAGCGUUGCUGGAGUGAGAACUGAUACACAGGACUUUGACCCAGGAACUCUGUUUUCCAUUCGUACACAACUCAAGCCGGAGCUCGCUGCUUUGCUGUCCCCAGGCAUGAAUUACGCACGGUUUCUCACGGCCACGAGCUUGGCCAGAAGGCCUUCUCCCAUCAGAGUCAUGGCUGAAAUAUUGGGCAGGGCACCAAAAUCACUCAUCUCCUUGGCUCCUGGAUACCCAAAUCCAAGUGUGUUCCCCUUCAAGAGUGCUGUUAUCACUGCAGAAGAUGGAAUCACCAUCCGAUUUGAAGAAGAGACGAUGAACAGAGCACUUCAGUAUUCUCAAAGUGCUGGAAUUCCAGAACUUCUGUCCUGGCUAAAACAACUGCAAGUUAAAUUACAUAAUCCUCCCACCCUCAACUACCCACCCGAUCGGGGACAGAUGGACAUCUGUGUCACAUCUGGCUGCCAGGAUGGGCUUUGCAAGGCAUUUGAAAUGAUCAUUAACCCUGGGGAUAAUAUUCUCGUGAAUGAACCUGUUUAUUCAGGAACACUUCAAGCUCUGCUACCCCUGGGGUGCAACAUUAUUAAUGUUGCCAGUGAUGAAUAUGGGAUGAUUCCAGCCUCCCUCAAAGAAAUCCUUUCCCAAUGGAAACCAGAAGAUGCAAAGAAUCCUAAGAAGAACACUCCCAAGUUGCUUUACACUGUCCCAAAUGGCAACAACCCUACUGGAAACUCAUUAACAGGCGAACGCAAAAAGGAAAUCUAUGAGCUUGGAAGAAAAUAUGACUUUCUCAUAAUAGAAGAUGAUCCUUACUAUUUUCUCCAGUUUAACAAGCCCUGGGCACCAACGUUUCUAUCCAUGGAUGUUGACGGGCGCGUCAUCAGAGCCGAUUCUUUCUCAAAAGUCCUCUCCUCUGGAUUGAGAGUGGGGUUUAUAACUGGCCCCAAGCCCUUGAUAGAAAGAGUUGUUUUACACACCCAAGUGUCAUCAUUGCACACCAGCACUUUUACACAGCUUAUGAUAUACCAGCUUCUACACCAGUGGGGACAAGAUGGUUUCCUAGCUCACAUAGACAGGGUUGUUCAUUUCUAUAGGAACCAGAGGGAUGCAGCACUGGCAGCUGCAGACAAGUGGCUAAGCGGUUUGGCAGAAUGGCAUCUUCCCACUGCUGGAAUGUUUCUGUGGAUUAAAGUUAAGGGCAUUUCUGAUGUAAAAGAACUGAUUGAAGAAAAAGCCAUUGAGAAAGAGGUGUUACUGGUUCCAGGAAAUGGUUUCUACUCCAACAGCUCUGCUCCCAGCCCUUACCUGAGAGCUUCCUUCUCCGUAGUUUCCCCAGAACAGAUGGAUGUGGCUUUCCAGAGAUUAGCCGAACUUAUAAAAGAAUCUUUAUGAAGAAAACUGAUCACACUAUUUUAGAUUUUGUUUUAAUUUUUAGAUAAAUGAUCCCUAUCUAGGUGGAGGAAAUCAUCAUGUGUGUUAGCCUUACAGGUUGGAUCUCAUCAAGCAUUUCACAUCUUUGGUGGUUGAACUAAACAAACUCUAAAGUACUUUCUAUGUCAGCUUGUCAAAUAUAUUUAUAAUCUAUUGGUGUGUUUUGAUAAAUUUUCUACAUGUAUAAAACUGUAUCUUGGAUUUUACUGUAAAGAACUUUAUACUUGCUUUAUAAUUUUAAAUAUCCUUUCACAAAUUUUCUUAGAAACUAGCAUUUUACACAAAAUUAUUUUGUAAAUUUAAGAAAAUGGUUAAGUUAAACAUGUAUGUAAUAUUUAUCUUUUCUGUUUUUAGGAAAAUUAAAUAGAGCUUAUUUCAAAUGUUGUUGUAACUUGACCCUAUAAAUGAUUUUUAGUAAGUUUGCCAAAGCAAACUUACUAUACCUCAUAAAUUUCUUUAAAAUAAAAUUCUGAAAACAAAGGUACUUAAAGCAUCAGAGAUAUUAAUAUUAAUUAAGCACCCAGUGCUUCUAAAGGUCCCUGGAAAUCUAACUUGGAUUCCACUUGUGACACCAGUCUUUUCAGAAGAGAAAAAAAAAAAAACCUUAAAGGUAAAUUUAUUACGGUUUAAUCAAGCACAGAAAAUAAAGUUUCAUGAACUAGAUAGUACUUAGGACCAACGACGGUGUAGAGAGGUCCAGGUGGACAGGAAAUAUCUAUACCCAGACAAUGAAAGAGACAUUCAGAAGCACCCUGAUUGGUAAUAGUUCAGCAUUUGCUUUAUUUGGACUUAUUUUGGUAGUUUUCAACCUGUGCUUAGCUGAAAGCUGGCCUGCUAUCAUUGGCCGAAACUCACUGACUUGUCACAAGAAUAUACUCUCCAGCUACUUUGUAGUUUGUUUACAUAUUAAGUUAGUUACAGUUCACAAUAUAUGGAAGUAGCCUAGGGCCAAAUGUAAUAUAACAAUAUCCUUUAAUACAGACUUUUUGUUCCUCCAAAAAUGCUGU
Messenger RNA from Ochotona curzoniae (black-lipped pika), 2555 nucleotides. It is a transcript of the gene AADAT, whose product is annotated as aminoadipate aminotransferase. NCBI's taxonomy places the organism in Eukaryota, Metazoa, Chordata, Mammalia, Lagomorpha, Ochotonidae. The transcript is spliced from 13 exons. Gene Ontology annotation, molecular function: L-kynurenine:2-oxoglutarate transaminase activity; pyridoxal phosphate binding. The coding region runs from base 232 to 1509 and encodes 425 amino acids. The record is from RefSeq and is a predicted model, not a curated record. Gene Ontology annotation, biological process: biosynthetic process.